AGUUUGAUUGAAUCAAGCGACUUCAGUGUUCUUCCAGUCCGCCAAUAUGCUUUCUCUAUCAGUAGUAUACAGCUGUUUGUGUACAUGAUUGCCCCACUAUUAAAUGUUAUCACAGAAAAAGAUUUCACUUCAAAUUAUCGUUUGGAAAGUGGUUUAAAAAUAUGGCAGUGUCUCUGGCAGGCGAGUUACAUCAAAUUCCUUGCCAAUAGUUUUUCGGGCCUUCAUCGACAGCCUGAUGUGUUGUGUUUUUGCGCUCCAGUGAAACAACGUCGCUCGCAUUUCCCUAUCAUAACAAUUACCAAGAAAUCCGAGCCAACUUCGGUCAUUCAAGGAAUAUAUCUCGGUGGUGAAAACGAAGCACAAACUCGACGUUUCUCUACAGUUCCAGCGCAAAAUGCCAAGUUUCCUCCGCUCAUAGAUGCUCCACCACCAAAACCACCACGUACAGAUCUUGCAGUACUUUCAAGUUUGAGAAAGCGUAAAGAACGUGAAAAAGCUGCGGCAUUAGCUUCGCUUUCUGUAGACGCAUGCGAUCAGAAAAAGCAACAGCAAGAAGAAAAGUUUCAAGAAGUGAGUCUUGAAUUAUUUAUAUUUAUCUUUAAAUUACAGGCCGCAAACACACUACCUGACAAAAUAGGUUUAGUUGUGCGAAGUGUUAGCGAAUACCGUAGCGAUGAGGAUGCAUCGAAUAUUCGCGGAUUAUUUAAAAAAAGUCGCGCUAUGACAUUUACUGAUAAGUCGCCAAGCUUAUGCAAAGGUAUUCCCGAGCUUGAUGAUGUCUUGCAUUUUGCAGACGACAAGUCUCUCAGUUAUGCUAUGCAGGAAAUUUCUGAAAAAGCACCUCUAGUGUUUUUGCAAGAAAUAUGUUCCGGUACUUCUGGAGAUCUUGAAAGUGUUCCACAAACUGGUUCUCAUGUAACUGAAUUUCCAAAAUUUAGAUAUAAACGAGAUUCCCUCUCGUCACGCGUCACUCUCAUCCCCUCAAGGGAAAUCUCGUCCAGUAUGAAUUCAUCGGUGGCUGAGAUUAAUGCCGAAGGCGCAGUUUGUACUCAGAAUAACGAAAAAGUAAUGGGAAAAAUGAAAAAAAAAGUAAAUUUGGUAGCUAAAGAAACCUCUAAUGUUUUUGAUCCACUCGAAAACAUUCCUUACCAGAGCAGUACUAUGCAACAGCCAAGAGGUGAUCCUCAGGAGGCAACUUACUUAGAUGUCGCAGUAAUUCGUUGCCUUUUGAUCAAACAUUGGGCAGAAGAAGGUAUUUUUUGGGCUAUGAAAUAUUUACUGCACAGAUUGCUCGAAAUUAAAAUACAUCGAAAUGCUCAGAAUGAUCUCUUCCGCUCACGUUCCAAAUCAGUACCUAACUUGCAGCAUUUAAAAUUGUUCCCAUCUGAAGUGAAUAAUCAUCGAAAUCUGCAAGAAAUUCAUCAUCAAUUAUCUACUUGGGAAGACUUACAGUUAAAAAAUGUAGCUAGAAAGCUGGAAAAUAUUGAAGUGGAAAAAAGUGGAAGACUGAAAUUUACAUCAACUCAGUCAAUGAAGAAUUUAUCAGCGAAAGCAUCACUGAUAGUAAAGAGCUCUUCAAAACAAAGCAUUAUGGCAACCUCAGUAAGUUUUGUCAAAUCUCGUGAUAAACGUGGACAUCUGGAACGAAACAGAAGCGAUCCCUCUUUGACGAACUCCUCGGAAGUGCUCUCUGUGCGCGAUGGGAGAAGCUGUUCUAUUUCAGCGCUACCUGGUCAAGCAGCUAACAAACACAGCACUCGACACUUCUUUCCAGAAUUCCAGGCUCUCGGAUGCACAAACUUUAUUGAACGAAAUGGACAAAUCAGCUUCAUCGUUUUGCUGAAGGCCAUAAAUCUCAUUGUUGAAGAGCGAUUAAGUGUUAGAAUUUGUGAAUUAGCACUGAAUGCUUGUGAAAUUUUCCUCGAUAUGCCCGGCACAGAGUUUCAAACCUUUAUGGACAAUUCGAUUAAUAUUGUCCUCAGGUCUCAAAAGCAUUUCAUUGUGAAAAUAUAUUUAUGGCUUGGUUGCCCACUUGGAUGUAAUGAUGGUUUACGCACACGUCAAGGUGAUUUCUUACGUGUGAAAGCUCGUACUAUCUUGGCAAUUAUUCAUCAGUUUGAUCCCCAAAUUUUUGCUCAAUUGCUCGUUGGCCAUAUUGAAGAAUAUGGUCCGCAAGCUUUGAUGGACACACUGCAUUCACUUACCGGAUUCUGUAAAUGUGAUAUUACAGCGUUUAUAGCUGGUAUGUAUCGUUCACGAAGUACUUCUUCACCACGACGCCAGACAGUGAAGUCUGAACAUUCGGUUCCAGCUUAUCACAAUAAUUUUAAUGAAAACCUGAAAGGUAUCGAAGGAAUAGUAAUCAAAGUGAUCUUAAAACCAGUCAUUUCCAAACUAAUGAAAACUAUGCAUGAACUUGUGCAACCCGAAAACAUGAGUUUGUAUCAAGAUGUUCGGCUGUUUGUCACAUUUAUCCAGGAACAGCAUGGUAAUCCAUUUCGACGGGUCGGAUUAAGCGCUUUGUUGGAUGGAUGGCCGGCGGAUGAUCAAUUUCAACUCAGUUCAACUCUUGAUGUGUCAGUACCAAAUUUCGCUUACCUUAUUGAUUUAUCGGAGGAGAAAUCUUCCCGUCGGGCAUCUUAUCUGUACCCUCUACCUGAAAUAUUUCUAACAGAACGAUCUGCAAAAUAUGCUAGCAACGAUGACAACGAGUAA
Thelazia callipaeda (thelaziosis nematode) is the source of this 2715-nucleotide messenger RNA. Lineage: Eukaryota; Metazoa; Nematoda; Chromadorea; Rhabditida; Thelaziidae. The record is from the annotation of a GenBank genome assembly.